Ochotona princeps (American pika) is the source of this 2700-nucleotide messenger RNA. RefSeq names its product NUMB like endocytic adaptor protein (gene NUMBL). Bases 213 to 2045 code for a protein of 610 amino acids. Lineage: Eukaryota; Metazoa; Chordata; Mammalia; Lagomorpha; Ochotonidae. The transcript is spliced from 10 exons. The record is from RefSeq and is a predicted model, not a curated record.
GCCGGGGCGGGGAGCCCAGGCUGCAGGGACGCUCCCCCGCCCCCGGAACGGAAUCCUCCGGGGAGCGGAGCUGGCUGGCGCGCGUGCAUCCCGCACCAUCCCCGGCCCGCGUCAGACCGAGCCGCCGCCGCCGCCACAGCAGCAGCAGCAGCAGCCCUCGGGGUGGCCGGGCCCAGCCGGGGCCGCGGGAGGCGGGGGCGCCCGGGCCCUGGAUGUCCCGCAGCGCAGCGGCCAGCGGCGGACCCAGGAGGCCUGAGCAGCAGCUGCCCCCAGCCCCGGGUGGGGCCCUGGGGCCCCCCGAAACCUCCAGGACGGAGCCAGACGGGGCGGGCACCAUGAACAAGUUACGGCAGAGCCUGCGGCGCAGGAAGCCCGCCUACGUGCCCGAGGCGUCGCGCCCGCACCAGUGGCAGGCAGAUGAGGAUGCGGUGCGCAAGGGCACCUGCAGCUUCCCAGUGCGGUACCUGGGCCACGUGGAGGUGGAGGAGUCGCGUGGGAUGCACGUGUGUGAGGAAGCAGUGAAGAGGCUGAAGGCGAUGGGCCGGAAGUCUGUAAAGUCUGUCCUGUGGGUGUCGGCGGACGGGCUCCGUGUGGUGGAUGACAAGACCAAGGACCUGCUGGUGGACCAGACCAUUGAGAAGGUGUCUUUCUGCGCACCUGACCGCAACCUGGACAAGGCCUUCUCCUACAUCUGCCGCGACGGCACCACCCGCCGUUGGAUAUGCCACUGCUUCCUGGCCCUCAAGGACUCUGGCGAGAGGCUGAGCCACGCGGUGGGCUGCGCGUUUGCAGCAUGCCUGGAGCGGAAACAGCGCCGGGAGAAGGAGUGCGGGGUCACCGCGGCCUUCGACGCCAGCCGCACCAGCUUCGCCCGCGAAGGUUCCUUCCGCUUGGCUGGGGGAGGCCGCGCGGCCGAGCGAGAGGCUCCCGACAAGAAGAAAGCUGAGGCAGCAGCUGCCCCCGCUGCAGCUCCCGGCCCUGCCCAGCCCGGACACGUGUCCCCAACACCGGCUACCACGUCCCCGGGUGAGAAGGGCGAGGCUGGCACUCCGGUGGCUGCGGGCACCACAGCAGCUGCCAUCCCCCGGCGCCAUGCGCCCCUGGAGCAGCUGGUUCGCCAAGGUUCCUUCCGUGGCUUCCCAGCGUUGAGCCAGAAGAACUCACCUUUCAAACGGCAGCUGAGCUUGCGGCUGAACGAGCUGCCGUCCACCUUGCAACGCCGCACUGACUUCCAGGUGAAGGGCACAGUGCCCGAGAUGGAGCCUCCAGGGGCCAGCGACAGCGAUGGCAUCAAUGCCUUGUGCACUCAGAUCAGCUCGUCCUUUGCCAGUGCAGGAGCUCCAGCCCCUGCGGCGCAACCCCCGCCGCCUGCACCUGCAGCAGCCACUUCUGCCUGGGGUGAGCCAUCCGUGGCCCCCGCAGCCACCUUCCAGCCUGGACACAAGCGGACGCCAUCAGAGGCUGAGCGGUGGCUGGAGGAGGUGUCUCAGGUGGCCAAGGCCCAGCAGCAGCAGCAGCAGCAGCAACAGCAGGCAGCUACCGCUGUGCCAGCUGUGCCCACCAUGCCCACCAUGCCUGCCAUGCCUCCGGCCCUACAGCCCUUCCCUGCUCCCAUGGGGCCCUUCGACACGGCGCCUGCACAGGUGGCCAUGUUCCUGCCGCCCCCGCACAUGCAGCCUCCCUUUACCCCCGCCUACCCUGGCCUGGGCUACCCACCCAUGCCCCGGAUGCCCGUGGUGGGCAUCACACCCUCGCAGAUGGUGGCCAAUGCCUUCUGCUCCGCAGCCCAGCUCCAGCCCCAGCCCGCCACGUUGCUUGGGAAAGCUGGCGCCUUCCCACCCUCUGCCCCACCCAGUGUCCCUGGCACCCAGGCCCGCCCACGUCCCAGUGGGGCGCCCUGGCCCCCAGAGCCUGCGCCCGCCCCAGCGCCCGCGUUGGACCCCUUUGAGGCUCAGUGGGCAGCUUUAGAAGGCAAGGCCACUGCCGAGAAACCUUCCAACCCCUUCUCCGGCGAUCUGCAGAAAACCUUUGAGAUCGAACUGUAGCCUGGGCCGCCCUGAGCUGCCCACACCUGGAUGCCCUGCACCCCUCACCAUCUCCGCAAACCCGUCUCUCUGUUGCCCUCCCCCCAACACCCCACAACCACCACGAAACUGACGCCCAGCCUGCAGCAGGACGGGGAUCUGGGGCCCAGGACCGCGCUGCGCGCACGCACUGCCAACCGCUCCCCACUAGACGCAGGUGGUGCCCCCCAACCCGGCCCAUCCGCAGCGCCCCCCAAACUCCCGUCCCCAUUUCUGUUGUUGAGCUUUCGCCCUCCAGGGUUGGGCAGGUUGCAGGAGAUGCCCGCCCCGGGUCUGGUCGUCUCCCCGCCCCCACACAGCACAAGCUAAGGGCGUCCUUCUGCCCACCGCUGCGUUCACUGCCAAUGCUGUGCCCACCCUGGCGGUCUUCCCCUGGCCCACGGGCGCUAGUGGGGGUGGCGAGGCUGGAGGGUCAUGACUGAGGCCCAGAGGCGGGGAGGGGGUAGGGGAAGUUGCUCAGUUACCUCACGUGAGUGCCCGCUGGGGAGGGGGCCAGGAGGAAGUGGGAGGGGUGCCUGGCGGGUACUUUUCUAUCUUUUAUUUCCAGAUUUGUUUUGUAUCUAAACUUGCAGAUUUGUAUUCUAUAAGGACAGUCAAUAAAGGAAGACUAUAACGG